Candidozyma auris is the source of this 2541-nucleotide messenger RNA. RefSeq names its product histone acetyltransferase (gene SAS3). Lineage: Eukaryota; Fungi; Ascomycota; Pichiomycetes; Serinales; Metschnikowiaceae. Gene Ontology annotation, biological process: regulation of DNA-templated transcription. Gene Ontology annotation, molecular function: histone acetyltransferase activity. Bases 1 to 2541 code for a protein of 846 amino acids. The record is from RefSeq and is a predicted model, not a curated record. The transcript has a single exon.
AUGACGUCAACCCUGCGAAAAUUGCUUGAUCAACUCAAAAUCACCAACAACAAAAUCUACGAGAAUUUGCCCACUGAGAAACGCCGCUCCACCGCCAAUGACACGCUUUCGAGACGAAGAUCGCAGUAUGCUUUACCGAAAAUCAGCCUACGACAAAAAAAGGUUCUGAACGACUCAAAACCUCGCAAACAGGGCCGUCCCAGACUAUAUCUGGCUACUGUGAUUGAAAAUACUCAGAAUACGUUUGUGGUUCGAAUCAAGUAUAACGUCAGAAAUAGGACGGCUCAGAGGCUUCUUAGGACUGGCUCCAAGACGGCUGACAUGACCAAGACAUCUAAUGUUGUUGAUUUGACCUCCGAGACAAGACAUACUCGCUCAUCUCUUCUACGAUAUAACCUGGGCAGAACUUCGAGCCAAGAUUUAGUACCACUUCGACCUUCAAAACCAGAGCGCAGACAGAAAUCUACUCCAAAAGCAAGUGCAACGCCUGAGAUUCCCGAUAUCGAGGCUGUCUCUUUCAAGCCGCGAAAGGACCCUGUCUCUGCAGAGCAGAGACCCUUUGAGUUGCCUUACAAAGGCGUCUUACCUUUCCCUGAUUGCAUCAUUAACGAAACUGAUCCUACUCCUGAUGACAAAGCUCUCUUUGACAAGCUAUUGCAUGAGGCUAAUGAAGAACGGAAGAAAGCCGAGCAAGAGAUCUUUCAGGACAACGAAACUAAUGACUCGAGUAAAAGCGUAGGUCUUCUUAAAUCACAGAUCCUGAAGAUACAAUUCCGAGAUUAUGUCAUUGAUACCUGGUACUCGUCUCCCUACCCGGAAGAAUACUCACGUCUGAAGAUCUUGUACAUUUGUGAGCAUUGCUUGAAGUAUAUGCGCUCCCCCAUAUCCUAUGAAAGACACCAACUCAAAAAUUGCAACUUAUCUAAUUCGCAUCCACCCGGUGUGGAAAUCUAUAGAGAUCAGGAAAGUCAUGUGGCAGUUUGGGAAGUGGACGGACGAAAAAAUAUCGAGUAUUGCCAGAACUUAUGCCUCCUUGCAAAACUUUUUCUCAAUUCCAAAACACUUUACUACGACGUGGAACCCUUCACCUUCUACGUGUUGACAGAAGUUGAUGAGCACGAUCCAUCUUUGUACCAUUUUGUCGGCUACUUUUCCAAGGAGAAGCUCAACAAUUCCGAUUACAAUGUUAGUUGUAUCCUCACUUUGCCAAUUUACCAGAGAAAAGGUUACGGUAACUUUUUGAUAGACUUCAGUUACCUACUAUCGCGAAACGAAUUCAAAUUUGGUACUCCAGAGAAACCUUUGAGUGACCUUGGUCUUCUUAGUUAUCGAAACUACUGGAAAAGUGCUGUUGCUCGCACACUUAAAUUCCUUUAUGAAAAAUAUCUAGAGAGGGGAGAAGAGAUUGUCCUCUCUUUAGAGGUCUUAUCAAAGCUCACAGGAAUGAUACCAUCUGAUAUAGUGGUUGGUUUAGAACAGCUCGAGGCGCUAAUAAAAAACCCUGAAACAGGAGAGUUUGCAAUUGCUAUAAAUCUUCCAAAGAUAAAUGAGGUGGUAGCAAAGUUUGAGCUGAAGAAGUAUGUGACUUUGAAGCCAGAAUUGAUUCUAUGGAAGCCAAUGAUCUUUGGUCCUUCUGGGGGAAUCAACUCUGCGCCAUUAUCAAUGACCCACAACGUCCCAGCUAUCGAGCAACUGUUGAGCACAUCGGGCCAACCAAUAGUUCCUGUCAACAACAGCAUUUCGAUGAUUUCAGAGUUUUUGAAAGACGAUAUUAAUAAUCCAUUUUCUUAUGAAGAGGAGGCGCAAAAAGAAAUAGAGCACUUUUCCAAUAAUCAAUUAAAGGAAGCAGGCUCCCUCCCCGAAAUUGACAUAAAUCUGUAUGUUGUAUGUCAUCCAGAUAUCAUAAAAGGUAUCCCAAUGAAACGAACUAGUGCUUCCGAGGCUGAUCAAGGUGUCAAAGAGGCGGAUGAGAUGGAGAUCUUUGGAGAUGAGGCUCCGAGCGAGGAUGACGUUUCCAGGGAUCCCGAAUUUGACACAGGCUCCGAGGUAGCUUUGGAAGAUGUCGAUGACGACGAGGGAGACGAUAUUGAGGCUGAUGAUGAUGCGGACGAGGAGGAGGCCCCAAUCGAUGAGAGUGACAAUGACUCAGAGGAGCUGGUCGAACAGCCCAUUACUCCUCGUAUCAAUGGCUCUCAUCGAGUAAGACCAACAAGGAGUCGCUCGAGGAAUAAUGUCAUCGAAAAUGAUGCGAGUGCAUCGGAGUCGGAGCAGACUGAUAACUCGAAGAGUUUACAAAGAGAGCUCAGGAGUGGAAAAGUGAAUGCCAUUGGAGCAAAACCUCGAGUGAGGCUGUCGUGGAAAGCUGUCUUGGAUAAUCAGACACCAAGACAGAGGUCAGCAAGAUUCCUCCGCAACGGUACAAAGAUCCCCAUGUCCCCUGAACAAACACGACGCUUAAGAUCGGCAAUUCAAAACGGCAUGAGCAGAAUAGCAUCGGCUGAUACAAUCAGUCCUUUACGACGGUCGUCAAGAAGAAAAUAA